Messenger RNA from Nothobranchius furzeri (turquoise killifish), 1557 nucleotides. It is a transcript of the gene nutf2, whose product is annotated as nuclear transport factor 2. Lineage: Eukaryota; Metazoa; Chordata; Actinopteri; Cyprinodontiformes; Nothobranchiidae. Gene Ontology annotation, cellular component: nuclear pore central transport channel. Gene Ontology annotation, molecular function: nuclear import signal receptor activity. The record is from RefSeq and is a predicted model, not a curated record. Gene Ontology annotation, biological process: protein import into nucleus.
GGGGCUCCAGGGCUGUUUGCGCGGGCCCGCAUGAGGCGUCGGUAUUCACAGGGGUUGGGUAUUUUUAGCAUGAUCCUGCUGCGAACACCAGCCGGUCACUCAACACCUGGAAAAUACAUGUUCCCGAAGUCUAGCAUUGGCUGGAAGCUAAAAGGUUUGGGCCACCAACAAGUCAGCUCACAAGCUAGCAGCGGCGAGCAGAUCUUGUACCGACACCGGCUGAAAGAGCGUGUGUUCGAGGGUGAUUCAGGAUGGCGGAGCAGCCUCUGUGGGAGCAGAUAGGAUCCAGCUUCGUGCGGCAUUACUAUCAGAUGUUUGAUUCUGACAGAUCACAGCUUGGAUCCAUAUAUAUUGAUACGUCAUGCCUUACGUGGGAAGGACAGCCCUACCAGGGAAAAAUAGCAAUUGUCGAGAAACUCACUAGUCUCCCCUUCACAAAAAUAGCCCAUAGUAUAACAGCAGAGGACCACCAGCCAACUCCAGACAGCUGCAUCUUGAGUAUGGUUGUAGGACAGCUGAAAGCAGAUGAAGACCCGAUCAUGGGCUUCCAUCAGAGUUUCAUCCUGAAGAACAUUAACGACGCGUGGGUGUGCACCAAUGACAUGUUCCGGCUGGCAAUUCACAACUUUAGUUAAGCUGCCUGUUUACGCCGGCGGGCAGGGGCGGCCAUAGCGGGAGGCCUUCAUGAGAUGAAGCUGAGGUUGUGCAGAAGAGAACGCACUCGCCCCUCCCUCCUGCCGUCUUAUUUACGCCUGUUUGACAGCCGAGCAAAUGCCAGAUUCUAGAUGUCGGUCACUGAACCUCGUCCAGGUGGGUUUUUUCUGACCAGCCCAGCAAGUAGAACUGCGUUGUUUUUGUUGUUGUUUUCUCUCUCUGAGAGCCGGCUGACCAGUCGGGACGCCCCUGUCUGCCUCUCCGCUGACCUGCAUGAUGCUGGGAGCCCCUCAUUAUAAAAGCUACACUCAAGCCGCCAGAAGGACAAACAGCUGACUGAUGCCAUUAAGUCUGUUCUGCUCUCAGCUCGUCUUCAUCUCAACCGUUCUCCCCUGCCGACUCGGUUCUGUUAGCACUGUAGUGGACUGGUUCAUAGAUCCAUGUUCAGGUUCAGUCCGCCUCUUUUCUGAUUUAGGGUUUGUUUUUAGAUGCCACUCAUGUCUUGCUUUAGCUUGCUUUAGUGUGUUGACUUCAGUUUGAUCUUCCUGUGUUCAGAUGCUAAGUUUGGCGUAACAAGCCAAAGGAGGACGUCGGUUCACUGUGCUCUUCUCUAAUCCUGCAUUUUCCAUCGUCUUCUUUCACACGUCUGGCAGUUAAAAUGGACUACAGCCACGAUACAAAAUAAAUCCUGGACAUUUUUCUUAAUUGUGUCGCCUUCCCCCCUGUUAUUUUGUAGCUUCUCAGUUUUUAUUCAUUUAGAGUAUGACUUCCUUUGAACUGGUUUAAAGUAUCUUUGCUUGUUUUUGGUUGGUUUCACUAACGGAGGUUUGGAUUUCUGCUCUGGCUGAAGGCACUUUGGCCAAGUGUGCUAAAAUAAACAGUUUUCACGUUUGGUGCCAUGAA